UCCCAAAGUUUGAGACUCAAACUCAAAGUACGUACGGAAUUAGGAUAAGAAAACAUAAGAAGGAGAAGAAAAGCAAAAAAAAAAUGGCAAAUCUUCUUCCUCUGCAUCUAAAUCAUCUCCCCCGCAAUAACUUAAAACCAUUCUCAAUUACCACAGCAGCUAUCUCACCAAAUGGAAAUGGAGGGUUUCUCUCAAAUAACAAUACCAGUAGUGAUCCCAAGACCAAAUCACCGGGAGGAGGAAGAGGACCUAUAAUUAUAGAAAUUCCAUUGAAUAACAUAAGAAGACCACUGAUGCGUACAAGAUCAAAUGACCCUAAAAAAGUUCAAGAACUCAUGGACAGCAUUCAACAGAUUGGCCUCCAAGUACCUAUUGAUGUUCUUGAGGUCGAUGGAGUUUACUAUGGUUUCUCUGGUUGCCACCGUUACGAGGCUCACCAGCUACUUGGACUCCCGACAAUACGUUGUAAAGUUCGUCGUGGGACAAAAGAAACUUUGAGGCAUCACCUGCGUUAAGUAAUAUAAGCAUCCCGCAGAUCGCAUGUGUUUUGGUGGUUGCUAGUUGUGCAUUUUGGAGAACGCAGUGACAUAAUAAUUAACCAGGAAAGUGAACAACUGUGUACUCUCCGUAGUCUUCAUCGUUAUCAUAUACUACUUUAACUAAGCCCAAUCCCAAAUUAGAUAUAAAUGUAUAUGCCAGCAUGUUAUAGGUGUUUUAUAUAUCAAUCAUUUCAAUGGGACCUCCAUUAAACCAUCCCCAAAAUGUAACUAUUAUAUGUGACGCAUUUUUAAGUCCUACUUAAAAGUUAUUUGCCUUAAUUUUCAA
This is a messenger RNA of Papaver somniferum (opium poppy), 825 nucleotides long. RefSeq names its product sulfiredoxin, chloroplastic/mitochondrial-like. Gene Ontology annotation, biological process: cellular response to oxidative stress. Gene Ontology annotation, cellular component: cytoplasm. The coding region runs from base 84 to 515 and encodes 143 amino acids. The transcript has 5 exons. Lineage: Eukaryota; Viridiplantae; Streptophyta; Magnoliopsida; Ranunculales; Papaveraceae. Gene Ontology annotation, molecular function: sulfiredoxin activity. The record is from RefSeq and is a predicted model, not a curated record.